Molecule: messenger RNA, 897 nt
Organism: Vicia faba (fava bean)
Lineage: Eukaryota; Viridiplantae; Streptophyta; Magnoliopsida; Fabales; Fabaceae
Source: the annotation of a GenBank genome assembly
AUGACGAAACCUCCAUCACCAAAUCAUCUCCGUCAAUUCCUUCAUCUCCCAACUUUCAUCAAUUCACCUCCCCAACUAGGUUGGCCUGCUAAUGGGGUUGAUCCAUAUGGCCAGUCCUGGAAAGGCAUUACUUGUUCAGACACUCGUGUAACUCAGAUCAACUUAUCCAAUCUUGCUCUAACCGGAACAUUGCCUUACGGAUUAGACCGUCUCACGUCUCUCACCAAUCUAGACAUGAGUAACAACAAUCUUGUUGGAACCAUACCAUACCAACUUCCUCCUAAUCUCCAACGUUUAAAUUUUGCUCAUAAUAACUUAACCGGGACACUCCCUUACUCUAUUUCUAACCUCACCUCUCUUACUCACCUGAAUCUCAAUCACAAUCAGCUCCAGCAACCACUCAAUCUCAACUUUCUUAAUCUUUCUACCCUCUCCAAAUUAGACCUCUCUUUCAAUUCUUUGACAGGCGACCUCCCUCCAACUAUGAGCUCACUUUCAGGCAUUACCACCAUGUAUCUGCAAAACAACCAGUUUACAGGCACUAUUGACAUUCUUGCUAAUCUGACCCUCAAUAGUUUGAAUGUAGAAAACAAUAAUUUCACAGGUUGGAUUCUGGAGCGGUUGAAAAACAUAGACGACCUUCAGACGGGUGGUAAUGCGUGGAGCUCAGGACCUGCACCACCCCCUCCUCCUGGGACGCCUCCAAUACCUAAAAGCAAACCCAAUCCGCUGUCAACUCACUCCAAUCCGUUGUUUAACAAUUUCAGAUCGCCACUGCAUCUCCAGCCGUGUGAACCUCCGUCUCACCACCGGCAACCAACGACUAGCUCCUCUUUGUUUUCCUUCACAUUUUCCGUUCAGCAACAACACUUCCUCUCUCCGACCUCACUUCCGUGA